This is a messenger RNA of Psammomys obesus (fat sand rat), 1598 nucleotides long. It is a transcript of the gene Gpr65, whose product is annotated as G protein-coupled receptor 65. The record is from RefSeq and is a predicted model, not a curated record. The transcript is spliced from 2 exons. Gene Ontology annotation, cellular component: membrane. NCBI's taxonomy places the organism in Eukaryota, Metazoa, Chordata, Mammalia, Rodentia, Muridae. The coding region runs from base 478 to 1491 and encodes 337 amino acids. Gene Ontology annotation, molecular function: G protein-coupled receptor activity. Gene Ontology annotation, biological process: G protein-coupled receptor signaling pathway.
CUUGAUACAAGCAGAUUUGCCAGCCUCCUCAAUCAAGAGAAGCAUCACUUCAGAAACAGGGAAACAAGACACUUUCAAAGAACACCAAACGGUAUGAGAAUAAAUCCUGUGUGCUCAUAUUUGCACCCAUCUCCAAUCUCCUGUAAGAUUCUAAAGGACAAAUUGAUAAAGCAUAACCUUUCAAGAAAGCUAAACACCCCAUGCUAUUGAACACAAAGACUUCUGAUGGCUUAAUUCCAUUCAUCGCUUUAAAUCACCCUCAGGAGCCUGGAUCCUGACUUCUAGUGGUGAUAGUGUGUAAAAAUUGAUCGAUAACCACUUUCUACAUGCAUUGAGUUGACUAGAACUUCAAAAAUCAAGAAAAACUUACAAGAAAAAAAAAACUAGUGAAGAGAAUUUAACAUUGGAAACUUACACAGCAAGGCUUCCUUACCCUGUUUACGGCCUAAGAAGUAAUGUAAUUGCCACCAUAAAAAAAUGACGAUGAACAGCACGUGUGUUGAAGAACAGCAUGACCUGGACCACUAUCUGUUCCCAGUGGUCUACAUAUUUGUGUUUGUAGUCAGCGUUCCAGCCAACCUUGGAUCCUUAUGUGUGUCCUUUCUGCAAGCAAAGAAGGAAAAUGAACUAGGAAUUUACCUCUUCAGUUUGUCACUGUCGGAUCUGCUGUAUGCAUUGACUCUACCUCUGUGGAUCAAUUACACUUGGAAUAAAGACAACUGGACUUUCUCCCCCGCCUUGUGCAAAGGAAGUGUUUUCUUCACGUACAUGAACUUCUACAGCAGCACAGCAUUUCUCACCUGCAUCGCCCUGGACCGCUAUUUAGCAGUUGUCUACCCUCUAAAGUUUUCUUUCCUAAGAACGAGAAGAUUUGCAUUCACCACUAGCCUCGCUAUCUGGAUAUUGGAAUCCAUCUUCAACUCUAUCCUUCUGUGGAAAGAUGAAACAAGUGUUGAGUACUGUGAUGCAGAGAAGUCUAACUUCACUCUCUGCUAUGACAAAUACCCUCUGGAGAUCUGGCAGAUCAACCUCAACCUGUUUAGGACAUGCAUGGGCUACGCAAUACCCUUGAUCACCAUCAUGAUAUGUAACCAUAAAGUCUACCAAGCUGUGCAACACAACCAGGCCACGGAAGACGGCGAAAAGAGAAGAAUCAUAAAGUUGCUUGCUGGCAUCACGUUGACGUUCGUGCUGUGUUUCACCCCCUUCCACGUGAUGGUGCUCAUCCGCUGCAUCUUAGAGCGGAACAUGACCUUCAGCGACAAGUCUGGAAAGCAGACCUUUACAGUGUAUAGAAUCACGGUAGCGCUGACGAGUCUGAACUGUGUCGCUGAUCCAAUUCUGUACUGUUUCGUGACUGAAACGGGGAGGGCUGAUAUGUGGAACAUAUUAAAAUUGUGUGGUAGGAAACCCCAUAGAUCACAAGGACAAAAAAGAGACAUACUUUCUGUGUCCACGAGAGAUACUGUAGAAUUAGACAUUAUAGAAUAAAGGGCAUAAGGGGCGGAGGCAGGUUAAGUUACAUGGUAUUAUAUAAUAAAAAUUAUAUUUUGGAAAGAAAAUCUGGAAGACCAGGUGUUCUGAGUGAAUAGUCUACC